Messenger RNA from Eruca vesicaria subsp. sativa (arugula), 1016 nucleotides. The record is from the annotation of a GenBank genome assembly. Lineage: Eukaryota; Viridiplantae; Streptophyta; Magnoliopsida; Brassicales; Brassicaceae.
AUGAGUAUCGCCGGCGAUGUAAAGUGGCUGAGAGAGGCAGAGCAGCUGGUGGUUAAGCCUUUCAGGCUAGUAACAACAACACUCCUCAGCCUCCUCCUUCCUCUCUCUUUCCUUCUCCUAAGCCGUCUCUCUUCAGCUUCCUUCCUCUUCUCACUGAUCAAAUCUCCUCCGCAAGGGGAUUCAUCUUUCUUCUUCUCUAUCUUUCAUUACACGAAUCCGGCCAUCUUAUACGUGGCCGUUUCGGCAAUAAGCGUUUACACUCUAGUUCUUGGUCUGACCACCAAGAUCACAGCCACAGAUCCCAACCGCUCGAUUCCCUUUUAUCCACAUGUCACCAUGGCGUGGCUCACUCUCUUCCUUGUUCAAAUUUCCGUCGGUUUAGGACUGGAAGGAACAAGUUCCAACGGUUUAACCAUCGGAAGUGAACGUAACUUCUUGAGCAGGAUAGUGUUUUUCUGUGGUCUUCAUGAGGUAAUGCUUCUGUGGUGUAGGGUGAUCGUGAGACCGGUGGUGGACAGCACGUUGAUCGGAGGAGACGUAGGUCAUCACCGGAGAGAAGAGACGGUGGGGGAGAGAGUGGCUUUGGCCGUUAGCUGUGGGACGUUGUGGUGGUGGAAGCUUCGAGAUGAAGUAGAGGCUUUGGUUGGUGUGGCAGAGGCUAAAAGAGCAUUGUUGUUAUUAUUAUUACCAACCGAUGGUACUUUUGACGUGAGUAUGGAUGUGGGAACGGUCGAUUUUGUGAAUUGGUGGUUAUACUAUAUGGUUGUGACGAUUGGUAUAGUUAGGAUCGUUAGAGGGUCUUUGUGGGUGGGAAUGAUUUUGCUUUUCGAACAAGGUAGUAGAAGAAACCCACAUGGAAAUGCCAGUGCUCCUCUUGUUUCUACAGCUUAUUCUGCUCAUUAUGACGGUGAAGGUGACACUAAAGUGUAACUAACAACAAUUGAAGCAUUAUAAAGUCACUAAAGGAAAGCAUUUUUGUUGUUGUUUUGGAUUCAAGUUCUUACACCUAAUACGAA